AUGCUUCUAAUAUUGAAUGGAUCCUACGAGGCACUGAAUGUGGGCUUGGUUGGCGAUGCAAUGGAUGAUCUGACCGGUGGCCUUACCGAGUCGUAUACACUCCCAGCUGCUGAAGAGCAAGGAAUUCAACCGCCGCCAGAUUUGGAUGAUAUCCUGAUCAAAGCGUUUGACAGGCGUAGUCUAAUUACGGCAAGAAUCAAAACCAAAGGAAUUCCCGGACCGGGUUUUAUCAUCCCAGUUGGUUUUGUUCCCGGACAAGCAUUUGGUCUGACUGAUUGUCGCAAACUUCGUCUGACUGAUGCUUCCGGAAGUCGAUUGGUGCGGCUUGUGCGGCUGAGAAAUUUGUGGCCAUCUGUGCGUGUUGGUUGGGCUGGUGCUUGGUCCGAUGGUUCUACUGAGUGGCUCAGCUUACCUCCAUCUGAUCGGGCUAAAGUUGGCCUAGUAAAAUCGGAAGAUGAGUUCUGGAUGUCCCUAGAAGAUUUUAUUACCAAUUUCGACUACUUGGAUAUUUGCCAUCUAACCGAGCCGCCUCCGCCUACACCGACAUCACCAACUGGGACGCAGCCUAUGGGUGAUUUGCACGCAGCGCAUCUCCGCGGUCAAUGGCUUCGUGGUGUCUCCUGUGGUGGACGACCUUAUAUCCGUGCUAGCCAUUGGGCUAACCCGCAAUUUCGGCUAACUAUCGGUAGCCCGGAUCCCAACGAUCCCGAUGGGCUAGCGACUGUGAUUGUGGCCCUAAUGCAGGCCGAUCGACGACGCUUACGUCAUCGCGCACCCAGGCUAGCUUCAAUCGGUUUUGUUCUCUACAAGUGGGUAGCCGAUGAUGUGAACGGUGGUGGGAUAACCGAACAACAUUCGGGUUUUGGGGCGAAUUGGGAUCGUAGUUGGUUGCAGUCCCGCACUGGACUUCAAUUAGUUUGGGUGGUUGACGAAUUUGCUGCAAACCGCAUCGGUUUGGCCUAUCUACCCAGUGAACUUCCAUCCGGUUCUCAUCCCCCAAUGCCUCGGGCGUUUUUCGAGUCCAAUCACCAUAUCGCCAGUGUGGAUUUCUUCUUCGAUUCCCGCGAGGUGGUCAAACGAUUGCGAUUGCUUCCGGGCGAGUAUCUCAUCAUUCCGUGCACGUAUGCACCGGAUCAUCCCGGUGACUUUUUGCUCCGUGUGCUGUUCGAUCACGGAGACAGAACGUGCGAACCCGCCCUCGAACGUGUCGAACUGACCGGUUUGGCAGCCAACGGACCGGAGACCGAUAGUCAUUUUGAAGUAAUGCAGCCUCGAUUACGACGAUUGUUUUACGAAGCUUCUGGCGAAGCAAUGGCUGUGGAUGCUUUUCAGUUGGNGAGCCAAUUUUGA
This is a messenger RNA of Echinostoma caproni, 1350 nucleotides long. The record is from the annotation of a GenBank genome assembly. NCBI's taxonomy places the organism in Eukaryota, Metazoa, Platyhelminthes, Trematoda, Plagiorchiida, Echinostomatidae.